Molecule: messenger RNA, 2168 nt
Organism: Rhinolophus ferrumequinum (greater horseshoe bat)
Lineage: Eukaryota; Metazoa; Chordata; Mammalia; Chiroptera; Rhinolophidae
Gene: CRELD1
Product: cysteine rich with EGF like domains 1
Exons: 10
Coding region: 445-1743 (432 amino acids)
Molecular function (GO): calcium ion binding
Source: RefSeq, a predicted model, not a curated record
GUUUUCCUCCCCCGCCAUCUGCUGGUCUGGAUCCUCCCUGGCUGACUCGUAGGCCGUGAACCUGACCCCUUCUCUUCAUAUCCGGACCUUGGCUCUUCCCUCCAAGACCGCCCAUCGGCCUCUUCUCCCCCAGUACUUGGAAUCUGACCCAUUCUCCAUAGCUCCGCUGAUCCGGUCCCCAACAACCCAUAUUCAGACGCUAAAACAAUGGGCUGAUUCCUGUCCCCGUGCCAAGGAUCUAGGCUACCUCCCCAACUGUAACGAGGAUAACUUAUUCCCGUCCUAGAAUUGCAAAACAGGCUCAUUUCCCCACCAUCUGCCCUUUCCCGGCCAUACCCCAGUCUAACCUCUUUUUACAAUAACACAGGUCUGGGCUCCCAGACCCAUGGCACCUUAGAACCGACCCUUUUCUUUCUCUCCUGGCUCCUCCAGCGAACCCUCCGCAUGCUCUCUAUCUACAGGUCCCCAGCCUGGGAAAAGAUGGCCCCUCGACCCCCGAGGGGCCUGGUCCCAGCUCUGCUCUGGGGUCUGAGCCUCUUCUUCAGUCUCCCAGGCCCAGUUUGGCUCCAGCCCUCUCCACCUCCCCAGUCUUCUCCCCGAACUGAGCCCCACCCGUGUCAUACGUGCCGGGGAUUGGUCGACAGCUUUAACAAGGGUCUGGAGAGAACCAUUCGGGACAACUUUGGAGGUGGAAACACUGCCUGGGAGGAAGAGAAGUUGUCUAAAUACAAAGACAGUGAGACCCGCCUGGUAGAGGUGCUUGAGAGCGUGUGCAGCAAGUCAGACUUUGAGUGCCACCGCCUGCUGGAGCUGAGUGAGGAGCUGGUGGAGAGCUGGUGGUUUCACAAGCAGCAGGAAGCCCCAGACCUCUUCCAAUGGCUCUGCUCAGAUUCCCUGAAGCUCUGCUGCCCCUCAGGCACCUUCGGGCCCUCCUGCCUUCCAUGUCCUGGGGGUGCAGAGAAGCCCUGCGGUGGCUAUGGGCAGUGUGAAGGGGAAGGGACUCGAGGGGGCAGCGGGUACUGCGACUGCCGAGCCGGCUAUGGGGGUGAGGCCUGUGGCCAGUGCGGCCUCGGCUACUUUGAGGUGGAGCGCAACGCCAGCCAUCUGGUAUGUUCGGCUUGUUUUGGCCCCUGUGCCCGCUGCUCGGGACCUGAGGAAUCAAAUUGUUUACAGUGCAAGAAGGGUUGGGCCCUGCAUCACCUCAAGUGUGUAGAUAUCGAUGAGUGUGGCACAGAGCGAGCCAGCUGUAGAGCUGACCAAUUCUGCGUGAACACAGAGGGCUCCUAUGAGUGCCGAGACUGUGCCAAGGCUUGUCUGGGCUGCAUGGGGGCAGGGCCGGGCCGCUGUAAGAAGUGUAGCCCUGGCUACCAGCAGGUGGGCUCCAAGUGUCUCGAUGUGGACGAGUGUGAGACAGAGGUGUGUCCAGGAGAGAAUGAGCAGUGCGAGAACACAGAGGGCAGUUACCGCUGCGUCUGUGCGGAGGGCUACAAACAGAUUGAGAACAUCUGUGUGAAGGAGCAGAUCCCAGAGUCAGCAGGCUUCUUCUCGGAGAUGACGGAGGACGAGCUGGUGGUGCUGCAGCAGAUGUUCUUCGGUGUCAUCAUCUGUGCACUGGCCACGCUGGCUGCCAAAGGCGACUUGGUCUUCACCGCCAUCUUCAUUGGGGCUGUGGCAGCCAUGACUGGCUACUGGUUGUCAGAGCGCAGUGACCGUGUGCUGGAAGGCUUCAUCAAGGGCAGAUAGUCUCUGCCACACCUGCAGGAUCUCCUCCUACCCAGGCUGUCCCCAGAGGGCAGGCCUUUCCUACCUGAACACUCAAGGUAGCUUGCUUUAUUUUUGAGAGGGGGUCAGCACCCCCUACCUACCGGCGGAGGUGAGGCCCCUGGGUGAGGAAGCAGCCCUGAAGGUGGAUGCCAUGAGUUCUUGACUUUGGGGGGACUGGGCAAGCUUCACAUUGUGUGUGGAUUUUAAAAGAAAAGUGUCUCCUUAUGGUGGCUGCUAGUGAGCUUUGGCCCCUGCCUGGAUGAGGGGGGUACCUGCAGGGGUGAGCCCAUCACAGCCUCCUCUUGCCAGCUGCAUGCUGCCAGCUCCUAUUCCGUGUUUACCCUCCACCCCUCAGCCACUGAUUUAUUUAUUCAUCUCAGGAAAUAAAGGUCUUGGAAAAAGGA